Messenger RNA from Glycine soja, 3484 nucleotides. RefSeq names its product probable protein S-acyltransferase 22. Gene Ontology annotation, biological process: protein targeting to membrane; peptidyl-L-cysteine S-palmitoylation. The coding region runs from base 540 to 2408 and encodes 622 amino acids. The record is from RefSeq and is a predicted model, not a curated record. Gene Ontology annotation, cellular component: endoplasmic reticulum; Golgi apparatus. Lineage: Eukaryota; Viridiplantae; Streptophyta; Magnoliopsida; Fabales; Fabaceae. Gene Ontology annotation, molecular function: protein-cysteine S-palmitoyltransferase activity. The transcript is spliced from 9 exons.
UAAUAAAAAAAAAAAGUAAAAAGGGUAUGUGUGUGUGUGGUAAUUAUUAUGGGGCAUGGAUGAGAAAGCCAUGGUCACAGAUCUCUGAUGAAGAAGUAAAAAAAAGGUGUUUUUACAACCAACCAACCAACAAAGAAGUCACACCAAAAUCCAAAAAAGACCAUACCUUUACCACUUCCCUUCUUCACUUUAACAUUCUUUGAAACCAGACAAAGACCAAAUAAGCAUUCCUUCACUGUUCACACCCACCACCACUAUUAUCUUCUCUCUCUCUCUCUUACAUCUCUUUCUAUCUGCUUCAACCAACAUGUCAUGGCCAUUGGCCUCUUCCCUCUGUUUCUUUGUCCUUGACUAAAAAUGUCUGAUUUUGCAUUUUAAAAUAAAUAAAACAUAAAGAGGUGAAAAUGUUGGGGGGGAAAAAAAGCAAAAGUAAUUGUCCCUGGUUGUUCUAUCUAGUUCUGUGUUCUAUGCUUUUGUUGUGCUUUUUGGUGCUGUGUACUACUUAAAAGGUCUUGAAUUCAACUUCAAAGUCAAAAAGCAUGAGGAAACAUGGGUGGCAGUUACCUUACCAUCCUCUUCAGGUGGUGGCUGCUGCUGUGUUUCUGGCUCUGGGGUUUGCCUUCUAUGUGUUCUUUGCUCCUUUUGUUGGAGAGAAGAUGUAUCAGUACAUUGUUAUUGGCCUUUACUCACCACUGAUUAUUAGUGUCUUUGGACUGUACAUAUGGUGUGCUGCAGCAGAUCCAGGAGAUCCAGGGGUUUUUAAGUCAAAAAAGUAUCUUAAAAUCCCAGACAGUAAAAAGCUUGCUGAACUAAAGAAUUCUAAAUUAGGUGAAGAAUCAAGUUCAUCAAUGCAUGAAGUAAAUGCUUCAAUAGUUGGAGCUAAAUCUGUGGAUAAAGAGGCAUUGGGAACAAAAGGAACUUCGAAAGAUGCUUCAAAUUCAGUAGAGAAGAGUACAUUGUCGUCUUGUUCAUCCUGUGUCCUCUUGGUUUCUUCUCCGUGUGCAUAUAUCUGCAGCUGCUCUAGUUCAACCGAGAAAUCAUCUGAUAAACAAACAAUUGAAGAUGGCAUGUUCUAUUGCAGCCUGUGUGAAGUCGAGGUUUUCAAGUACAGCAAGCACUGUAGAGUCUGCGACAAGUGUGUAGAUCACUUUGACCAUCAUUGUCGAUGGCUUAACAACUGUAUAGGGAAAAAGAACUAUCGACAAUUUUUCACCCUCAUGGUUGCUGCUAUGCUCUUGUUUAUUCUUCAAUGGCUGACUGGGAUACUUGUGCUUAUCUGCUGUUUUGUCAAAAGGAAGCAAUUUUCUGUGGAUAUCUCCUCCAAGUUGGGAACCAGUUUCUCUAUGGUUCCCUUUGUUAUUGUGGUGUCUAUCUGCACCAUUCUGGCUAUGAUUGCUACCUUACCGGUUGUUCAGCUUUUCUUCUUUCAUAUCCUCCUCAUUAAAAAGGGACUCAGCACAUAUGAUUACAUCAUAGCAAUGAGGGAGCAAGAGCAGGAGCAGCUAGGAAAUGGAGGUCAGCAAAGUCCCCAGAUGUCAACUGUUAGCUCAUUUACUGGAUUGAGUAGUGCAAGCUCCUUUACUACUUUACACCGAGGUGCAUGGUGCACACCCCCACGUCUGCUGCUUGAAGAUCAGUUUGAUGUUGUGCCCCCAGAAACAGGUUCUGUAAGUUCACUGGGAAAGAAGACAACGAGAGAAGAUCCAUUAAAGAAAAAGAAUCCUGGAACUGUCAAAAUUAGUCCUUGGACAUUGGCACGCUUAAAUGCAGAAGAAAUUUCUAAGGCAGCUUCAGAAGCAAGAAAAAAAUCCAAAGUUCUGCAGCCUGUAACAAGACAUGGUGAGGCUAUCAGUUUAGAACUGGAAAACAGUUUUGGUAGCAGUGGCCGAAGAAUGGUUCCCAGGAUUGAGGGCAAUAAGAAACGAGCAAGUAAGCGGGUUCAUCAUCCUGCUGACUUGUCUAUGGAGUCCCUGACAAAAGUUUCGUCUAGUAAUACUGAUAAAGCCUUGAGUGGGAUGUCUAGGUUGGCUCCUCUCCCUAUUGAAGCGUGCAGCACAUUUCAAACAAGUCAAGCAAUGUCAAGCUCAGCUGGGAUUGUUCCUUCAUCUCCUGAAAGUAGUUUAGACUCUCCUGAUAUCCACCCUUUUGGGGUGUCUUCAUCAAGUGCUGAAAAGGCAAGACAGCUUGCAGGUCCUUCAGCUGCUGGUGCUGCAACUCUGAAGGAAAUUCCGCUGUCAAGUUCAACUAGUGAUGGAUAUGAGGCUUCUGGCGGAGAAGACAGUGACCGGGUUGACCCAAGUAGGAUUGUUCAGAGAUCUACAAAUUGGACUAAUCUUCUUUUCAGAGCUGAUCAGGAUGACAAGGCUUUUAAAAUGUCUCUUUCAUCAACCAGUGUUGGUUAUAGAUAGUAGAAAGUUUUGAAAAACUUAACUUGGGUGUCAAUUAGAUAACUAUCUUUCUAACUAUUUCAUGGGAAUUGUUCAUUCUUUGAGUUGUGAGCUAGAGGUACUUGAACAAUUUAAUAUGAUGCUUGCAAAUUUUGGGCGUUGGAGGUAGGCUCGAGCAUGUAUAUCAUGUGGGAACUUAAACAAAAAAUACUGUUUGGACCUACUCAAGGUCAAAGGAUCUUAUAAACUGGAAGGUCAUUGAACACGCCCUUUAUGCAUCCAAGCCGUUUGACAAGUUUGAUGUGUUCAGGUCGUACCUGAAGAUCCAAAUGGCAGACUUCUCUAAAAAUGGAUAAAACUGACAAACUCAGCGGCUUGUGCUUGCUGACAAAAGCAUAAGUGAUGGUGCAUUUUGUGACUCAACAGUUUGGUGGAACAAUGACAUACACCAGAGAAUAUUGGGGGUAGCAGAAGGAAGUGUAGAGGGAUGACUUAUAUGUAUAGGAUCGGUUUCCUUGUCUUUGUACAAAUAAGUAAUUCCUAUAUGUUUCCUUCUACGAACCAUCAAUAUUUUUGGAUGUCCAUCUUUGUUCCACCAAACUGUUGUCGGGUCACAAAACACAAUGUUGUUUGUCUUUAUCCACAACCACAAGCAGGUUGAAUUUGUUCAAUUUUACUCAUUUUGACAUGCAUCUAAACUUGUCAUAGGGGUUAUAUUGGUAAAUGACGUGUUUGAUGGAGUUUAUGAGAUCCUUUGACAUUAAGUGAGAGCCCAAAUAGUAUAGUUUGCUGUUGUUUAAGUUCCCGCAUGAUACUAAGUGGGCGACUAGUGUGGUGAGUUUGUAAGUUUUAUCCAUUUUUGGAAGUGGAUUGUUUGAAUCUUUUGGUACAGACCCGGACGGAACACUUCAACUUGUUAAGUCUUGGAUGGAUUGGUAAAGACCGUGUUAUUUUUAUUUAAUAGAAGUGCCUGAUUUGGAAAGAGAACUAUUCUCUCUACCUCCAAAAUGUUAUUCUUAGACCUUAGGUUGUAUCUUGAUGUAUAGUUUCUAUUAAAACUACUGUUUGAAUGGACUGAGUGGUUUACAAUUUGCUAA